Molecule: messenger RNA, 593 nt
Organism: Eruca vesicaria subsp. sativa (arugula)
Lineage: Eukaryota; Viridiplantae; Streptophyta; Magnoliopsida; Brassicales; Brassicaceae
Source: the annotation of a GenBank genome assembly
CACAAUUAAAAAAAAAAAAAGGUUCAAUCUCUUAAAUGGUGAGUCUAUUUUCGUCAAGGAAGAGAUCAAGGAAAGGAAACAAGAACCCUUAUUCAGAUCUUGGACUUGAAAAGUUCUCAGCACUUCUCUCUGAGCUAGACGAGAAGAGACAGAGCAUUUACGCAACGAGACUCGACUCAGAUGGACCGCCUCUUGUUCGGUUUGUGUUCAAAAGCUCCGGAGAGUGCGUCCCUAUCAUGAUCAAGACAAAGAAGAUAACCAAGAAGAAGGAUUCUCUAGAUGAUUUAAAGGUCAAGACCGAAACAAAAGUAGAGGAGGUGAAAGAAAUAAAGAAUACAGAGUUGGUAACAGAGCAAAAACAGAGCUGUGUAUUGAAGAAGAUUUCGAGACCGAAGCAUUUCUUACCCGUGACAACAAUCUUGGUUUUGAUCUUCUUGGUGUUCUUUGGACGAACAGUAUCGAUCAUGUGCACUUGUAUAGUUUGGUACUUGAUUCCAUUGAUCAAGGAACAUUGCAGAACUAGACGAUCGUCACAACAUGAAACCCAAAAGAAAAACAAGAAGAAGUUUCCGCAUCUGGCUGCUCCCCGGUGA